Molecule: messenger RNA, 1383 nt
Organism: Telopea speciosissima
Lineage: Eukaryota; Viridiplantae; Streptophyta; Magnoliopsida; Proteales; Proteaceae
Product: protein TRIGALACTOSYLDIACYLGLYCEROL 1, chloroplastic
Biological process (GO): phospholipid transport
Cellular component (GO): ATP-binding cassette (ABC) transporter complex
Source: RefSeq, a predicted model, not a curated record
UACUUCAUUAAGGAUCUGGCUACAGCCCCUCACCUGGCGGCCGGCGUUUGAUUUCUUGGUGACAGUAUGCUCAUGAUGAUUCUAUGGAUAUCCAUCUUCUUCUGAAUAAAAUCAAAAGCUGAGAUUUUUAACUGAUCCAUGGAAAGUAUGACAACGCUUCAUCCUCUUCAGCCAAUUUCAAGCUUCCCAAGCAGAACAAAACCUCUUGCAUCGUCCAAGUGUAUAAGAACAAAUGCUCAGAAUGAGAGUAUUUUUGCUGUGAGACUUAGAUUCCACGGAGGAGCACAUAAAUGUAAGUUUUACAACCAAUACCGACACUCCACACCGAUCUUUGCAACCACGAACACAGGUGAUGGUCAUCCGCCUCUCAGUUUCUCUGAUCAAAACACAAAUACAAAUCAUGCCCCAAGCCCCAAACCGCAAACCCUUCUAAGCAAAUGGUCGCCUCCAAGGCAUCUAUGGAGGGGAUUGUCGGUUCUCAUCCUUGCAGGACAGGUUAUUAUCAGGAUUUUGAAGGGAAGAGUCCAUUGGAGGAACACCCUCCAACAGUUGGAGAGGGUCGGGCCAAGAUCAGUUGGGGUCUGCCUUUUGACAUCGGCUUUUGUGGGCAUGGCCUUUACCAUUCAAUUUGUCAGAGAAUUUACUAGACUAGGGUUAAAUAGGUCUGUUGGAGCAGUUUUAGCCCUAGCCUUCUCAAGAGAGCUGAGCCCUGUUAUCACAUCCAUUGUGGUUGCUGGCCGUAUAGGAAGUGCGUUUGCAGCAGAAUUAGGGACAAUGCAAGUCUCUGAGCAAACAGACACUCUGCGAGUACUUGGAUCUAAUCCUGUGGAUUACCUAGUUACCCCAAGGGUGAUUGCUACCAGUGUUGCUCUGCCAAUUUUGACUCUGAUGUGUUUCACCAUUGGAAUGGCUUCUAGUGCUCUCCUGGCUGAUAGUGUAUAUGGGAUUAGUGUCAACAUAAUAUUGGAUUCAGCUCAGAGGGCUCUCAGGCCUUGGGAUAUAGUCAGUGCAAUGAUCAAGUCACAGGUGUUUGGUGGGAUCAUUGCUGUUGUGAGCUGUUCAUGGGGGGUUACCACCAUGGGAGGUGCAAAGGGUGUUGGUGAGUCCACCACUUCGGCGGUGGUGAUAUCACUUGUUUGUAUCUUUAUUGCUGAUUUUGCGCUCUCCUGUCUCUUCUUUCAGGGUGCAGGAGAUUCACUCAAGAGCAUGUAAUGGUUCUUAGUCUCUCUCUUUCUUUUUGAAAAGUUUAUGAUGUCCAGAUGGAAAUUUUCUAUGCUUGAUUUUUGUAAUGAUUGGCACAAGAAUUAUGAGGGCUUGAAGUUAAUCAGUGGUGUCAUUUUGUACAAAGAAGUAAAGUUUUUAAAAGCUCUUUUUCUUUAUCUU